Molecule: messenger RNA, 1770 nt
Organism: Trichechus manatus latirostris (Florida manatee)
Lineage: Eukaryota; Metazoa; Chordata; Mammalia; Sirenia; Trichechidae
Gene: KLHL26
Product: kelch like family member 26
Exons: 2
Coding region: 1-1767 (588 amino acids)
Molecular function (GO): protein binding
Source: RefSeq, a predicted model, not a curated record
AUGGCUGACAAGAACGGGGCCCUCAAGUGCACCUUCUCAGCACCUGGCCACAGUGCUGGCCUCCUGCAGGGCCUUGCCACUCUGCGUGCCCAGGGCCAGCUGCUCGACGUGGCCCUCACUGUCAACACUGAGGUCUUCCACGCACACAAGGUGGUCCUGGCUGCUUGCAGUGACUACUUCAGGGCCAUGUUCACUGGUGGCAUGCGGGAGACGGGUCAGGCAGUGGUGGAGCUGAAAGGCGUGUCGGCGCGUGGGCUGCGGCACAUUGUGGACUUCGCCUACAGCGCGGAGGUAACGCUGGACCUUGACUGUGUGCAGGACGUACUGGGUGCAGCUGUGUUCCUGCAGAUGCUGCCGGUGGUGGAGCUGUGUGAGGAAUUCCUCAAGGCAGCCAUGAGUGUGGAGACCUGUCUACACAUCGGCCACAUGGCUACCGCCUUCAACUUGGCCUCAUUGCGCGCCUCAGUGGAUGCCUUUACCUUCCGGCACUUCCUGCAGAUCUCCCAGGAGGAGGACUUCUUGCACCUGCCACUUGAGCGGCUUGUCUUCUUCCUGCAGAGCAACCGGCUGCAGAGCUGCGCUGAGAUCGACCUGUUCCACGCUGCUGUGCGCUGGCUGCAGUACGACCCUGCCCGGCGGCCACGUGCCAGCCAGGUGCUGGGCCACGUGCGCUUCCCACUGAUGCAGCCCUCAGAGCUGGUGGACAGCGUGCAGACACUGGACCUCAUGGUGGAGGACGCGCUGUGCCGCCGCUACCUGCUUGAGGCCUUCAACUACCAGGUACUGCCCUUCCGGCAGCAUGAGAUGCAGUCACCACGCACGGCCGUGCGCUCAGACGUGCCCUCGCUGCUAACCUUUGGUGGCACACCCUACACCGACCAUGACCGUGCUGUCAGUGCCAAGGUAUACCUGCUGCCUGAGCCAGGUGCCCGCCAGUUCCGGGAGCUAGCUGAAAUGGAGGUGGGCUGCAGCCACACCUGUGUUGCUGUGCUGGACAACUUUGUGUAUGUGGCAGGUGGUCAGCACCUGCAGUACCGCAGUGGUGAGGGUGCUGUGGACGCCUGCUACCGCUAUGACCCACACCUCAACCAGUGGCUGCGGCUGCAGGCCAUGCAGGAGAGCCGCAUCCAGUUCCAGCUGAACGUGCUGGGAGGCCUGGUCUACGCCACAGGUGGCCGCAACCGUGCUGGCAGCCUGGCCUCGGUGGAGCGCUACUGCCCACGCCGCAACGAGUGGGGCUACGCCUGCUCACUCAAGCGGCGCACCUGGGGCCAUGCGGGUGCAGUGGCGGGCAGCCGGCUCUACGUGUCGGGUGGCUAUGGCAUCUCAGUGGAGGACAAGAAGGCGCUGCACUGCUACGAUCCAGUGGCUGACCAGUGGGAGGUGCGGGCACCCAUGAGUGAGCCGCGCGUGCUACACGCCAUGGUGGGUGCCGGCGGGCGGCUGUAUGCGCUGGGGGGACGCAUGGACCACGUGGACCGCUGCUUCGACGUGCUGGCGGUCGAGUACUAUGUGCCCGAGGCUGACCAGUGGACCAGUGUCAGCCCCAUGCGGGCCGGCCAGUCAGAGGCGGGCUGCUGCCUGCUUGAGCGCAAAAUCUAUGUGGUGGGUGGCUACAACUGGCGCCUCAACAAUGUCACGGGGCUCGUGCAGGUCUACAACACUGAGACCGAUGAGUGGGAGCGUGACCUGCACUUCCCCGAAUCCUUCGCCGGUGUCGCCUGCGCCCCCGUCCUGCUGCCCCGCACUGUUGCCACACGCAGGUAGCGC